Messenger RNA from Chenopodium quinoa (quinoa), 1583 nucleotides. RefSeq names its product dnaJ protein ERDJ3B-like. Gene Ontology annotation, biological process: protein folding. Lineage: Eukaryota; Viridiplantae; Streptophyta; Magnoliopsida; Caryophyllales; Amaranthaceae. The coding region runs from base 263 to 1309 and encodes 348 amino acids. The transcript has 10 exons. The record is from RefSeq and is a predicted model, not a curated record.
UUGACAUUCUCUCUCUCUUUUUUUUUUUCACAAAAACAAGCACUCCCAAAUUACACUCGCACUAUCACUCACACAACAAUAGAGCCAAUCAAAUCGAAUUUCCCAGAUUUUGUUGAUUGUUCUUCCGAUUAUCAGAGAAGAUUGAAGAUUUUCAAUCGAAUUUUCAAUCGUCAUUUGUAAAAAUCCAGAAAUUUCCUAAUCAAAACCCUAGAAAAUCUGAAAAUCGAAGCGGAGAGAUCACAAAUCUCUCCUCUGCAAAUCAAUGGCGACUCGGAGAACGACGCUGAGUUUGAAUUUGUUGUUUCUCGCUUGCAUUUUAUCUUACACUGUCUUCGCCAUUGCAGCGAAGAGUUAUUAUGAUGUAUUACAAGUGCCAAAAGGAGCUUCAGAAGAUCAGAUCAAACGAGCUUACAGGAAGCUUGCGUUGAAGUAUCAUCCUGAUAAGAAUCAAGGCAAUGAAGAGGCAAACAAGAAAUUUGCAGAAAUUAACAAUGCUUAUGAAGUUUUGACUGAUAGUGAGAAGAGGAAUAUUUAUGAUAGAUAUGGUGAGGAGGGACUAAAACAACAUGCUGCAAGUGGCGGCCGAGGUGGUGGUGGUGGAGGAUUCCAGGACAUAUUCAGCCAAUUCUUUGGAGGAGGUAUGGAAGAGGAAGAAGAGAAAGUAUUGAAAGGGGAUGACGUGAUUGUAGAAUUAGAAGCAUCGUUGGAAGAUCUGUACAUGGGAGGCACAAUGAAGGUGUGGAGGGAGAAAAAUGUUAUAAAGCCAGCAUCAGGAAAAAGAGACUGCAACUGUCGUAAUGAGGUCUAUCAUCGCCAAAUAGGUCCAGGAAUGUACCAGCAGAUAACGGAGCAGGUCUGUGAGAAGUGUCCAAAUGUAAAGUAUGAGCGUGAAGGUUACUCCUUGACAGUAGAUAUCGAGAAAGGGAUGAAAGAUGGACAAGAAAUAUCUUUCUAUGAAGAUGGUGAGCCCAAAAUAGACGGAGAAGCUGGGGAUUUGAAGUUCCGUAUCCGUACAGCACCCCAUGAUGUUUUCAACAGGGAUGGGAAUGACUUGCGAACAACUGUUACGAUAACUUUGGUUCAAGCUCUUGUUGGAUUUGAGAAGAGUAUUAAACACCUUGAUGAACAUUUGGUAAACAUCAGUUCAAAGGGUAUUACAAAGCCCAAGGAAGUGAGGAAGUUUAAAGGAGAAGGAAUGCCACUGUAUUUGAGCAACAAGAAAGGUGAUCUCUAUGUCACCUUUGAAGUUUUGUUUCCAACUUCAUUAACAGAAGAACAGAAGAUCAAAAUCAAAGAAAUUCUUAGUUAGAUUGUCGUAAAAUUUUUGUUCUCUCAAGGAUGUUCUAAUGUGCCCACUGUAACAUGAAUACAUGGUGAACCUCUUACCUUCCUUCUUGAUCUUUCAUUUUUAUGAAUUAGAUUAGGUGCUGCAAUUUGCAAAUGUCCUGUAUUUAUAAGGGCUUCUGCUGAGGUUACAAAAUUACCUUUGUUGGGUUUAGGAUUGUUAUAAUAUCAAUAUAGUGUUUUAUAUUUUUUGACUUUGAUGGACAUUUAUAAUAUGUGGCAUGUCUUCAAGACCUCAA